AAAAUCUUGAAUACAGGAUUUUGGAAGGCUAAAAUCUUAAAGUCAGCCAAAAUCUUGAAUUCAGGGUUUUGGAAAGCUAAAAUCUUAAAGUCAGCCAAAAUCUUGAAUUCAGGGUUUUGGAAAGCUAAAAUCUUACGGUCAGCGAAAAUCUUGAAUUCGGCAUUUUAAAAAGCAAAAAUCUUAAAUUCAGGUGUUUGGGAAGUUAAAAUCUUAAAGUCAUCCAAAGUCUUGAAUUCACUAUUUUGAAAAAGGUAAAAUCUUGGAGUCCGGAUUUUGGGAAUCUAAAAUCUUGAAGUCAGCGAAAAUCUUGUAUUUAGGAUUUCGCAAACUGGAUCUCUUUAAGUCCGCCAAAAUCUUGAAAAGAGGAUUUUGGAAGGGUAAAAUAUUGAGGUCAGCCAAAAUCUUGAAUUGAGACUUUUGCAAAGCCAAAAUAUUGAAGUCAGCCACAAUCUUGAAUUCAGGUGUUUGGAAAACUAAAGCCUUGAACUCAGCCAAAAUCUUAAAUUCAGGUCUUUGGAAAGCUAAAAUUUUAAGGUCCGCCAGAAUCUUGAAUCCACUAUUUUGAAAAGGUAAAUCUUGAAGUCAGGAUUUUGGGAAGCUAAAAACCUGGAAGUCAGCCAACAUCUUGUAUUCAAGAAUUUCGAAAGCUAAAGUCUUGAAGUCAACCAAAAUCAUGAAAUCAGGAUGUUGGAAAGUUAAAAUCUUCAAGUCAGCCGAAAUCUUGAAUUUUAGGAUUUUGGAGAGUUGAAAUCUUGAAGUCAGCCAACUUCUUGAAAUCAGGAUUUUAGACGGGUAAAAGCUUGAAGUCAGCCAAAAUAUUGAAUUCAGCAUUUUGCAAAGUUGGAAUCUUGAAGUCAGCCAAAAUCUUGAAUUUCAGGAUUUUGGAGAGUUGAAAUCUUGAAGUCAGCCAACAUCUUGAAAUCAGGAUUUGGGAAGCUAGGGUCUUGAAGUCAACAAAAAUCUUGAGUUUAGGCAGAAACUCAUAAGGGGUUGAAACGUGUAACUCGCGUUCAAUGCUCGUGAAUAUUCAAUUUUACCAUAUUUGGAAACCUUAGUGACAGAUAUCCAUUUUGAACAAAUGGCUGCCGCUUGAUCACCAUGUAGAUGUUUUAAGACAAGAGUUCUGCAUUUCAAGUUUAAAAAUGCACCGUUAACAGACAAAAAAUGGAAAGAGAAAGUUCAAAAGAAUGCUCAGCUUUCUUUUUGUGGAGGAAGGGAAGCUUUUCAUCAAGAAAUCGUCCUUCGAGGAAUUCAACCUUGUUUUCUUCACGACGAAGCGCAUGGUCUGUUUUGAAAUGCAACCAAGGGAGUGAAGUUUUUGCUGAAUUUUCAGGUACAUUUUGCACUCUAUGGCCAAGACAAUUACGCUUUUGAAAGGGAAUUUAUUUAUUUUUAAAUGUUUCAUAGACGUUUUAUAAAUUUUUCUCUUCGGCGCUAAAGAAAAAUUACAAAAUGUGCCCCGAUUUGAGAUGGAUUUUGUAUUGAAUUUUGCCAUGUGCUCAGUCGAUUUCACUUGCGUUAACGGAUCCACGAUCCAGAUAAUGUUUCCCGAAUUGCUUUAAAGGAUUAACCUUUUGGGUUUUGAAUAAAACUCUUCACGAAACGGCUUCCCUGUCUAUUUGUUUUGACUUUGUUCAUUCAUAAAAUUAGCUCAAAACACGAUCGUGACCACAUCCAAGCUGAAUUUAAGCUUAAAGUGACAAGAAUGAGUUAAAUCCUUUUCACAUUACUUACACGCAUCACUUUUUGCAAAGAUGUCAGGUUCAGGUUUUGGACACUUUUCGAUACGCAGCUAAUGAAUUUUUUUUCAAAAAUAGUUUUUACUGUUUAUUCUAGACUAGUAAUAUAAGAAUUGCAGUAUAAGUUUACUGUGCAGAGGGUCAACGAGGCAUCGUUUUUUGAAGUGACAACUUCAAGAAGUUGCGAAGACGUCAAUGGGUUUCAUAAUGUUACGUUUGGCCCGGGUGGUAAGGCAAUAAUAUCCUGCUCGGUAGUUCGGUAAUAUUCCUGGUUUCAACCUUUGAAAGCUUUCUCGGCUUUCAGGAGUUUUUCCCCCGUUUGUCGGCCAUUUUUUUAAGCGGGCGCGGGAACGUAAAGUAAGAUUACGUCACGUUGUUUACAAAGUUUGAUUGGUCAGUUAUCUCUUCUUCUCGUUCCAAAUAUGGCACUUUUCAAAAUGAAUAAUCACGAGCAUCGGACAAAACAAACAAAUGAGAGUUACACGUUUCAACACCCUAUUGAGUUUCUGGUUUAGGACAUUGGAAAGUUAAAAUCUUGAACUCUGCCGAAAUCUUGAUUUCAGGAUUUUGGAAAGUUAAAAACUUCAAGUCAGCCACAAUCUUUAAAUCAGGAUUUUGAAAAGCCAAAAUCUUCAAUUGAAGAGUUUGAAAAGCUAAAAUUUUGGAGUCAGCCAAAAUCUUGAAUUCAGGAUUUUAAAAAGCUAAAGUCUUGGAGUCAACGAAAUUCUUAAAUUCAGGAUGUAAGAAAGUUAAAAUCUUGAAGUCAGCCGAAAUCUCGAAUUCAGGAUUGUGCAAAGUUAAAAUCUUCAAGUCAGCCAAAGUCUUAAAAUUAAGAUUUUGGAAAGCUUAAAUCUUCAAGUCAGCCAAAAUCUUGAAUUGAGGCUUUUCUAAAGCGAAAUUUUGAAGGCAGCCACAAUCUUGAUUUCAGGUGUUUGGAAAGCUCAAAGCUCGAAGUCAGCCAAAAUCUUGAAUUUAGCAUUUUGGAAAGCUCAGAUCUUGAAGUCAGCCAAAAUCUUGAAUUCAGGAUUUUCAAAAGCUAAAAUGUUGAAGUCAGCCAAAAUCUUGUUUUCAAGAUGUUGGAAAGUUAAAAUCUUGACGUCAGCCGAAAUCUUGAAUCCAGGAGUUUGGAAAGUUAAAAACUUCAAGUCAGCCAAAAUCUUCAAAUCAGGAUUNCUCAGAUCUUGAAGUCAGCCAAAAUCUUGAAUUCAGGAUUUUCAAAAGCUAAAAUGUUGAAGUCAGCCAAAAUCUUGUUUUCAAGAUGUUGGAAAGUUAAAAUCUUGACGUCAGCCGAAAUCUUGAAUCCAGGAGUUUGGAAAGUUAAAAACUUCAAGUCAGCCAAAAUCUUCAAAUCAGGAUUCUAGAAGAGUAAAAUCUUGAAGUCAGGCAAUAUCUUGAAUUCAGUAUUUUAAAAAGCGAAAAUCUUGAAGUUUUUGGAAGCUAAAAUCUUGAAGUCAGCCAAAAAAUUGUGGUUUCACAAAAUCUUAGAUUUAGGGUUUUAAAAAGCGAAAGUCUUAAAUUCAGGUCGUUAGAGAUCUAAAAUCUGGAAUUCAGUAUUUUGAGAAGCUAAAACCUUGAAGUCAGCCAAAAUCUUUAAUUCAAUAUUUUGAAAAGCUAAAAUCUUAAAGUCAGCCAAAAUCUUGAAUUCAGGAUUUUGAAAAACAAAUAUCUUGAGGUCAGCCAAAAUGUUGAAUUUAGGAUUUUGAAAAAGAAAUAUCUUGAGGUCAGCCAAAAUGUUGAAUUUAGGAUUUUGGAAACCUAAAAUUGUAAAGUCAGCCAAAAUCUGGAAUUUAGGAUUUUGGAAAGUUAAAAUCUUGAAGUCAGCCGAAAUCUUGAAUUUCAGGAUUUUGCAAAGUUCCAGUUUUGAAGUCAACAAAAAUCUUGAAAUCAAGACUUUGGAAGCGUAAACUUUUGAAGUCAGUCAAAAUCUUCAAUUCAGGAUUUUUAAAAGCUAAAAUC
Porites evermanni is the source of this 3695-nucleotide messenger RNA. Lineage: Eukaryota; Metazoa; Cnidaria; Anthozoa; Scleractinia; Poritidae. The record is from the annotation of a GenBank genome assembly.